UUAAAAUUUUAAUAAUUGAAUAUAAUAUUACUAAUGUUUAGCGAAUAUAAAACAUAAAUAUUAAAUUAAAUAAUAUUUAAUAACUAUUAUUAUUUACUCAUUGUAUUCUUGUCAUAUUGUUCCUUAAUUUCCCGAUCAAAGUAUCCUAUUUGAGUCUUCGAACAUCUUAUUUGUAAAAUAAAAAAAAUGCUAAAAUUGUAUUAAGACACCUCCGCCACUAACCAUUCAUAAUGUAUUAUAAUUAUAGUUUUUAACAAACUUCAAAUGUGAAUGUAGUGACUGUAGCUACUUCGUGUUCGUCACAACCGGCAGAAUGCUUUUUUAUCUAUUAUCUAGCCAUAUUUUUAACAAACAGUUACAUAAUAUGCCUUCGUUGGACGGUAAAACUAACCAGUUUAGACCGUGAAGCGGGGGAUACGAUUUUGCUGUUUGUUUUAAUAAUAUGGGCUGUGGUCCUAGUCAUUUCGGAAUCUCAUAUUCCAGAAAGACCAAGAAGAAAAAAAACAAGCACAAAGAAUCUGAUGAUGAAAAAAGUGAGGGCAGUGCUUAUGAAAAUCAUGUUGAAGAACAAAUACAGCUGACAAGUACACCGUCUGUAAACAAUUUAUGUGACAUGUCUGAAAUGGAUGAUUCAAGUCCACUACAUCAACGUAUGUCAGGUCCACAGUCUUCCACUUCGUUAUUUGUCAAUCCACAAUUAUCUUCUAGUCAACUCAAUUUCUUUAGAAUGUUAGAUGAAAAAAUAGAAAUGGGCGCAGAUUAUACGCAAACUAUUGAAGAACAACGUUUGGAAAAAAUUCAUCGUACACAUGCAUUAUUAAUGGAAUGGGAACGAGCACGAAUACGCAAUUCACCAAAACCUUGCUCAAACUCUAGAUCCCGUUUUUUACGCAACCCACGACAGCCACAUUUUCGAGUUUCCCAUUCGGUUGUUCAAUUUGACCAAGAACAAGGUGCUUUCCAUACUGAACUCAUAUGAAGUACAAAAUGUAUUAUUUAUUUUAACAUAUUAAUUGGCAUUUUUAUAAUAUUUUACAUUUAUCUGUAAAAUAUUGUAGUUAUAUUUUGUUGAAUGGUAUUAAUUUAUUACAGUAUUAAUGAUGGUUAAAAUAAUUUAGAAUAAUAUAAAUUUUAUGCAGUAAUUAUUUACAGUAUGAAAAAUAAUUUGGCCAUUGGUGAAAAUCUAACAAAAACCGUUGUAUUUUAUAAGUUUUCAUCAAAGUUCUUAAUGUUUUAACAUAAUUAAAACAAUUAUUUUAACUUAAUUUAUUGUGAUGAUAAUGCUUGAUAUUUUCAGACUGAUCAUCAUUUAUUGUUCUUUAUUGUAUAUUAAUUCUCUUUAUAAUAAUAUUUUAAUAUUUAAAAUAUUAUUUAAUGUUAUUGAUGUUAAAUGUCUAUAAUUUUGAAAAAUUGCAGCUAAUAUUUUACCCAUAAGACUUGAAAUGUGCUAUAAUUUAAAUAUUAUUAAUAGUUAUAACUUAGUUCAGUACUGUUUUCCUGUAGUCUGUUUACCAAAGCCUAUUUAUUAAAUCAAUUAAGUGAAUAUUUUUAAUCAUUAUUUAAUAUUAGGGAAUUGGUGCGUGCAAUAUAAUAUCUGACAUAAAUUCUGUAUGAUGUGUAUUAGAGUAUAGCUGAUCAACCUUUACACUUGUUAUUCGAUACUUUUUGAAUACGGAAUAUACUAUGCAUUAUUCCUAACACUUUGUUAUAAAAGUUGAUUUGUUUUAUUGGUCAGUAUUGUGUCAUUAAGUUAGAAAAAACAUAAAUUAUUAAAAUUUAAAAACCUAUAUAUAAAUUGUAAAGUACAAUCACAAGAAGGCUUAUUGAAUUUCUGCUAGUCAUUAAAUAUUAAUAAAUGAAAUCUGUAAGGUUUUUAUAUUGUUUACUAUUGUUACUCAUUAUCUAUUAGCAUUUAAUUAUACACUCUAAGUGUAAGUCAUGUAUUAAGUACAUUGAUAUGUUUACUCGUAAUCUAAACUAUAUAUUAUGUUGAUUUUACUUCUUAAAAAUUAAAUAUUAUAUGAAAAAGUAGUAAGUUUCUGAUUAUUUAAACGUUUUUAUUUUUACUUGAAAAUUCAACACUUAAUUAUUAAACAUUGUGUAAUAUUUAUGUUUUUUUUUUUUAUACAUGAUUAUUAUUUAUAUUAAUUUAUUAUUGUUUUUAUAAAUGUAACUAAUCUCAAUCAUAGGAUUUAAUGUCAAAUUCAAUUUAUACCAAUAUUGAUUUUAGUAGUAUGUUUACAUUUUGAGCCAUCAUUUCAUGCACGUUUUUUCAUAGUUGGAUUAAAUUUACCAUAGCUACUUAAAUUGCAUAUUUAACUAUUGAAUCUCGAUUGCUUUAGUUCAUUAUCAUCUAGUUUAUUUUAAUUAUGAUACUAAAAUUUGUAGAAUUGGUAUUUAUUUGUGCUGCAUUAACAAUUGUUAUUAAUAUUGUGUCAUUAUGAUAAAUUAUCUAUGCCUGUGGCAAGCUAAAUAUUAAGGUGUUAUACUAAAUUAGUAUAAGAUACAAUUACAAUUAUUGAACUUAUUACAUAUUUUUAUUAAUGUACAUUAAAAAAAAAAACAAAGGCUGUGAGUCAGAGUAAUUUCAAGGUUUUCCUUAUAUUUAACAUGUAUUUAUUAAUAUAUGACUGAUUUUCUUUUUGUCCUCUAAUUUACCUAGAUUAAAUUAUUGUUUUGUAAAUAACAAUUUACUCUAUCAAAAAAAUUAAAAUGUUUGUGGUUUUGUGUGUAAAAUAAAUUUUGUCUGGA
Messenger RNA from Rhopalosiphum padi (bird cherry-oat aphid), 2751 nucleotides. RefSeq lists its product as uncharacterized. NCBI's taxonomy places the organism in Eukaryota, Metazoa, Arthropoda, Insecta, Hemiptera, Aphididae. The transcript is spliced from 4 exons. Bases 443 to 979 code for a protein of 178 amino acids. The record is from RefSeq and is a predicted model, not a curated record.